Messenger RNA from Brassica napus (rape), 2382 nucleotides. RefSeq lists its product as uncharacterized. Gene Ontology annotation, molecular function: zinc ion binding; nucleic acid binding. Bases 1 to 2382 code for a protein of 793 amino acids. Lineage: Eukaryota; Viridiplantae; Streptophyta; Magnoliopsida; Brassicales; Brassicaceae. The record is from RefSeq and is a predicted model, not a curated record. The transcript is spliced from 3 exons.
AUGGCUGAUGGGCGAGAUGGAGAGGAAGUAGGAGAACCGGCUGCUCAGCAAAUCAACCUCAACCAAGUUCAAUUUGAGGCUAUGAUGGCUGAGAUAACUAGAAGAAUGCAAGCUAAUUACAACCAGAGGGGAGCUGCUGUUGGAGCUGAGAGAGCACGCAUAGGGCCUAGAAGGGGACCAGGAGUUGUAGUUGGAGGUCAUAGGAUCUAUGGUGAACAAGUUCAAGAGGAUUCAGCUGAUGAGAGUGAUAAUGAAUCUCAGGUUAGCCAACACAAUAGACACCAUAACCGCAGACGACCAGCAGCUGAUAAUCUAGGCAAUCUCAAACUGAGAAUACCUCCAUUCCAUGGCAAGAAUGAUCCAGAUGCCUAUUUGGAGUGGGAAAAGAAGAUAGAGUUGGUUUUCAAUUGCCAGCGGUUUACUAAGGAGAGGAAGGUCAGAUUAGCAGCCACUGAAUUUUGUGGUUAUGCUAUAAACUGGUGGGUGCAGAUUGCCACUACUAGGAGACGCAAUGGAGAGCCUCAGAUAGCUUCCUGGUUUGAGAUGAAGACUGUGAUGAAGAAGAGGUUUGUUCCUACUCACUAUGGGCGAGAUCUUCACCAGAAAUUGAGAAGGCUUUCUCAAGGAGCCAAGAGUGUAGAAGACUAUCACCAGGAGAUGGAGACACUCAUCUUGAAAGCUGACUUGAUUGAGGGUGCUAACGCAACUAUGGCUAGGUUCCAAGGAGGGUUAAACAGAGAUAUACAAGACAGAUUAGAGCUACAAGAGUAUGAGGACAUGGAUGAGCUAUUACACAAAGCUUUUCUGAUUGAGCAGGAAAACAAGAGGAAGAGUUCAGCCAAAACUCCAUACGGCUCUGCUGCAAAAUCAGUGUACUCCAAGAAUGAUAAGUCAUCUGAUAAGCCAAAGGAAGGAUCUUCAUCAGUGGAAGCAAGGCGAGAUGACAAGGGCAAAGAACCAGCAACAGCCACUAGGUCCAGGAAUGUCAGAUGCUUCAAGUGUCAUGGGAUUGGGCAUUAUGCCAAUGAUUGUACCAACAAGAAGGUGAUGAUAAUCCUAGCCAAUGGAGAUGUGGUUUCUGAAGAUGAAAAAUCCGACCAGGAGUCUGAGGAUGAGGGCGUGGAGUAUCCUGUCCGAGGAGUGUUGCUAGUCACCAGGAGACUCCUCAAUGCUCAACCUAAAGCCAAAAAGGAUGAGCAAAGAGAGAACCUGUUUCACACCAGAUGCUUAAUCCAUGACAAAGUUUGCAGCUUGAUCAUUGAUGGAGGAAGCUGUACCAAUGUAGCAAGUGAAGAAAUGGUGGAGAAAUUGGGUCUUGAGGUGUAUAAGCAUCCUAAGCCAUACCUCUUGCAAUGGCUCAAUGAAGAGGGAGGCCUAAAGAUCAAUAAGCAAGUGAAAGUCUUACUGUCAGUGGGGAGAUAUCAGGAUAAGAUCACUUGUGAUGUGGUGCCUCUUGAAGCUAGCCACAUUAUACUUGGUUGCCCUUGGCAGUUUGACAAGAGGGCAGUACAUGAUGGCUUCACCAACAGACACACCUUCACUCACAAGGAGAAGCAGAUCACGCUGGUAAGUAAGAUGAACCUCUUUGCUACUGUUAAAGAUAUCAAAACUGCUAUGCUUGAACAACCAAAUCUGAUAUUAGUAGUUUACAAGGAGUUGUUGAUGUCUUCUACUAACACUGACCCUCUGAUUCCAGAAGAGAUUGAGUGUCUUUUGCAGGAGUAUAGGGAUGUCUUUCAAGAGGAUAAUCCAGUUGGCUUACCACCGAUUAGAGGUAUUAAACAUCAAAUUGACUUUGUACCAGGAGCUUCCAUUCCAAACCGGCCAGCAUACAUGACAAACCCUGUUGAGACAAAGGAGCUCCAGAAACAAGUCAAUGAACUCUUGGAGAAAGGCCACAUCAGGGAAAGCUUGAGUCCUUGUGCUGUACAUGUGCUACUGGUGCCUAAGAAAGAUGGGAGCUGGCACAUGUGUGUGGACUUCAGAUCCAUCAACAACAUCACAGUUAAGUACAGACAUCCUAUCCCACGCUUAGAUGAUAUGCUAGAUGAGUUACAUGGUUCAUGUGUCUUUUCUAAAAUUGAUUUAAAGAGUAAUUACCACCAGAUUAGAAUGAAAGAAGGAGAUGAGUGGAAAACUGCUUUUAAAACUAAGCUAGGAUUGUGUGAAUGGCUUGUCAUGCCUUUUGGCCUUACUAAUGCACCUAGUACAUUCAUGAGGUUAAUGAACCAUGUCUUGAGAGCACUGAUAGGUCGAUUUGUUGUGGUGUAUUUUGAUGAUAUACUGAUUUAUAGCAAGACCAUGAAAGAACAUGUUGAUCAUUUGAGACAACUGUUAGAUGUGCUUAGGCAAGAGAAUCUGUAUGCUAACUUUAAGAAAUGA